AUGCAGGAUCCGAGAGCUCAGCCCCUCACAAUGGCCGGAGUGAGUACGCUAGCCCUCUUGGCAGGCACCCUCAGGACCCUCCAGCGGCACGCGUGCGACGGCACCGCCCUCACGCUGCAGUGCCCCGUCAACACCACCAUCGACGUGCUCUACGCCAAGUACGGGCGGCCGCGGCAGGAGGCCGAGCAGCUCGACCUGUGCCCGCCGCUGCCGCACCACGCGCGCCCCGCGCCCAAGCGCCACUGCGAGUACUCGUCCACCGUCGACAUUUACUUCAGCGAAAGGUACUCAGGGCAGGCGACCCUCGAGGUGAAGGUACUUAACACAACCUCAUUAGAAGAGGAAUGUUUAGCCAUUAACAAAGCAAACAAGGCGGAGGGCCGUUGUCGCCGGGACUUUGGGAGCCGCGCUGACCCUCUGUGGAAUAGGUACAACACCCUGCAGCGCGUGGUGGGCGAGUGCCACCACAAGAACCAGUGCCGGAUCCAGGUGUCCCCCGAGACCUUCAGCGACCACGACCCUUGCCCCGAGAUCCGAAAGUACAUCGAGGUCGCCUACAAGUGCCGCCCGGAGAGAUUUAUCAACAAGAUCGUGUGCGAGGGAGGCGAACUCACCCUGAAGUGCGGCAAGAACUCCCGGCUGGCGAUCUACAGCGUGCUGUUCGGCCGAAGCAAAGAGGGCUCCUACAUGUGCCCCCAGCCGGCGGGCGUCCCGGAGGAAGACUGCCAGGCGAGCUUCGCGACGGAGAUGGUGAUGUCUCAGUGCCACGGCAAGAGGCAGUGCGAGCUCCACGCCAACUCCAGCAUGUACGGGAAGCCCUGUUCGCCCGAAUCGAGGAUGUACAUGAAGACGGUGUACACUUGUGUACCGCGGAAGAUACUGAAGGAGCCGUACCAGGGGGAGCUGGAGCCCGACGAGCAGCCCGAGGAGAUCCCGGAGGAGAGCAGCAUGAUGUCCCCGCCCGCCAUGCCCCCCGUGCGGCGGCCGGACCCCCCGCCGCCGCAGUCCUCGACCUCCUACCCGCACGAAACGAAAACGACGACCGUCUUCUACAACCCCACCGUCACGACCAAGCUUCCUGAGAAGAAGGGAGACAACGGCGUGAGAGACUACCCCCAGGACGGCGUCCCUCGGAGCCAGCCGGACCUCAUCAACUGCACCGUGACCAUCCUCUCCGGCUCCAAGAACCGGGAGAUCGGCUUCCUCACGGAGUGGAUGAGGGCGGUCGCCUUUAUCAAAAAAAAUUUCGAGAAAUUCAUUUUGUACUUGAUGGUUGGACUGUGUGUGGGUCUGCUGCUCUUCCUGUUCGUGGUCGUGGGUCGUCUGCUCCUGGAGAGACAUCUGGCCAAGCGAGAGGCCAAGAAUGUCAACGACCCGCUCACCUCUGUUUUCGCAACAGACAUCGACGACAUCGACGGCGACCUGGACCGGUCGGCGCCCCACGGCUCGUACCUGUGCUUCUCGCCGUCGGCCCAGGAGCCGCAGCACGACGUCGUCCGCUACACCACCAUCAGAUCGGGCAUCAGACAGCAGGACAGCGACACCAAUCCACGGAGCUUAAGCAGAACAAAUAACAACCAGUUAUUUUAUAGUUAGUUGUCAGUAGACGGCUUUUUGUAGCUUUACAUUCUGUACAGUAUAGUAAUUCUUAAAGUUAUUUAUACAACACUGAUGUAUAGAUAAUUGUACAUAUUGCUAAAAUAUUGCUUUUCACAAGUUAUGUUGUCUUUUUUUCUUUGCUCAGUGUGUUUGUGUGUACUUAAUCCAAGCAAAUUGUUCUGACAAUAUAAUAAAACCAAAAUGUGUAUCGUGCUAGUUCUGUGACUAUGUAAAUACGAAGAGCAUAGAGGAACAUUUGGGCAACAGGAAGAGACGGGCUUCAGGUAGACUGUGUGUGAAGGUCGGAGAGCUCACGAGACGGAAAAUGUGCUCUGUGUUGGCCAAGCUCGAUGGAAGCUCGGAAAUAACGUACUAGCCAAACAACAGUGUUGAAUUGUGGUGAUAAUUGAUGUGACGUUUGGAAAAAAAUAGUUUUGUAAAUGAGAUACGAAAAUGAUGUUCAGAAACACCAUACUCUUUGCCUGUAUAUUUUCUAUCAUGAUUAGGAAUUUUAAGUUUGAAAAAACAGUUCAUAAGGUACUGAAUUUUGAUAUGAUUUGCCUAGAAAUGUGUUUUUAAAAAUAUGUGACUGCAUCUUACUGUCAUAAAAAUCCUGAUGUGUUCCGUAAUCCUUUUUGUAUGUUGCAAAGAGCAUUCUGUUCAGUUGACUCGCUCGAUGCACAGGAAACAGUGUCUGGGUGGUACUGGAAGGCUGACGAAGGAUAAAGCCAGUGAUCGAAGGUCCUCCUGAAGUAUUUUUUCUUUAUUUGUGUCAUACUGCAGGGAUACUUUUGCCAACAAAUGCCCAAGCCACGGGGUGGAAAAAGUGGAGGUUCGUCUUCAAUUCGGUUUUCCUGGAGUCGUUUGAAUGUGUCUGGAGAAAGAAGGUGGAGUGAUUUGUUUUGUUAAUUUGUAAAUGCCAUAUUCCACACGCGCAUAUAUAUGAAACACACACACACACACACACACACACACACACACACACACACACACACACACACACACACACACACACACACACACACACACACACACACACACACACACACACACACACACACACCAUGAGGACAAAAAGAAAACAGUGAUUCCCGAAUGCAAAAAUACAAAUCAUGUUCAGUGAAAAAAUAAAAUUGCAGUCAGGAACAUUUACAGUACAAGUGCACAAACAUCCAUCCACAGUCAAACACUAUAUGAUGCAUGUUUCCGCAUCAUGUACUGUACAUUCGCAAACAUGUACCAUUUGUGACUCAAUCCUGUUUUGUUUGAAAUGGAACAUCAUGCGCUAGAAUCACAGAGCAUUACACAGGAACACUGAUGGUAGUUAGAUUUCUGGUGAUGGAUUAAAAGGACAAGUGAUCUCGCGGGUGAGAGAGAGAGAGAGGAUGAGAGAGAGAGAGAGAGAGAGAGAGAGAGAGAGAGAGAGAGAGAGAGAGAGAGAGAGAGAGAGAGAGAGAGAGAGAGAGAGAGAGAGAGAGAGAGAGAGAGAGAGAGAGAGAGAGGUAACCGAUCAGCUUUCUGGCCGUUGAGUCGAACACAGUGGAAAAGCUUUUUUUCUGUUCCCGAGGCGCGCAUUGCCUUGCUCUGGCUGUAUAACUCAGGACUGGUGUGUAUUAAGUGCAACAACUACUUGCAGCUCAGCAGGCAAAUGUUUAGGUUUAAAAGACGUGCUAUUAUAUAUAUCUGUCUUGAAGUUUGCCUCUCAGAAUCUAUAUUUUUGUGUUUGUUCAUACGUGAAGGCAUGUGAGAACCAUUUGCCGUUUAUGAUUUGAACUGUAGUUUGUACAGUGCUUUUUUUAGUCCAAAUAUGUAAUGUAAGAAUUCUUAAAUUUUGGUGAUUUGUUUGUGAAAUUUUGCCUUUUUGAUAAUAGUGACUCAAACACACAGCAUUUUAAAUGAUAAAUUGUAAGGCUAACAUACAUAGUGAAGAAAAAGUUUAAGAUUUAUUUUUCAUAUCUUUGAUCAGAAAUAUGAAAUGUGUUAAAUAGAUAAUACUUUUCACAUAAGUAUUAAUUUAAGGGCUUUUUAUAUACAAAGUGAAAUGUUGGCUUUCAAACAUUUUCACAGAUAUUGUUUGAGGCAAAUAUAAAAAUUUGAGAUCUGACUGUAUAGUAUUAAUAUUGAUUAAGUAUUUGAAUGUCCAUUUACUAUCAUUUCUGUGAAAAGGUGAAUUAGAAUCGAAAUGUACAAUAUUUUUGCCAAAGCCAAAUGUAUAGAGAAUAUUUGUUCUUUGUCAAUAAUCAAAUAUUGAUUUUAAAAGAACUCUAAGACAUUUUUAGAAUUAACAAGAAAACUUCAGGUUGUAUGUAAUCUCUGUGUGUGUUUUUUUUUUAGAUUUUUUCUCUCCCAUUUCAUUGCACCAAAUCUUUAUGGUUAUCAUCAAAAGUUUGUAUAGAAUAUUUUGGACACAGUUUUAAAGAAAAAAAAGUUAAACAGCCUAUUUGUCAGUCAGUUCAUGAUUUUCUGGUCUUCAUAUUUAUCUCUCUGUUUCUCUUUCCUGCAGUUAUUUUCUCAUUCCUCCACAUUUUAAUCUUUUAUAUUUGCUUACGAUUUCUCUGGCCACAUACCUUUGAAAACAAAACCACAAGUCUGCUUUCUAAAAACAACAACAACCUUAUUCCUUUUUGUAUUUUUUUGUUACAAGUGUAUAAAGAAGGCGCAGAAAAUCCUCCCAUUUCUUAUAGAUGUUCCUCUCUAUGUUAAACGCGUAGCCAACCUGAAGAAAUGUAAGUAUGUCAAAACAUUCUAGUCUAGGACAUUUACCCCUCCCCCCCUUUGUUCACGUGUACAAAUGUAAAUAUAUUUUAUAUUACAUUUAAUUUCAGGCUUCUACCACUGACAUGUAUGUAGCAAAGGGAGCAUGCAUUUGUUACAUCUCUCAGUACUCAAUACUCAUAUCGUUCACAUAUCCUGACCGAGGAGACAGAAAAGUAUGGAACAGGUUGACAUAUUGCGAGUGAAGAAUGUGAUCAGCUGAUAUGCUAGACUUGGUUAAUGAUUUUCAUUAUACUUUUUUAUUAUUAUUAUUGUUUAUUUGACGGAUUAUUCGAUUAGAGAAGAGAUUUGAUGUAGAAUAAAGGAUUGGGUUAUGAUUAUGAUAAUCAUUUGGUGUAUAAGCUUAUUAACUUUUUUCAUAUAUUUUCAUGUCGGUCUAAAUGAACCAAAAUUUGUAUGCAUAUGUUCUUAUACAAUAUGAUAACAAAGUUUAAAGCAUUUAUAUUCGUAUGUGUAUGUGUAUGUUCAUACUUAUGUCAUUUUACAAUUAUAUUUGUUAUGGAUGGUGUGUGUGUGUGUGUGUGUGUGUGUGUGUGUGUGUGUGUGUGUGUGUGUGUGUGUGUGUGUGUGUGUGUGUGUGUGUGUGUGUGUAUGUGUGUGUG
Penaeus vannamei (Pacific white shrimp) is the source of this 4976-nucleotide messenger RNA. The record is from RefSeq and is a predicted model, not a curated record. Lineage: Eukaryota; Metazoa; Arthropoda; Malacostraca; Decapoda; Penaeidae.